CUCCGCGGUGCUAGAGAGUCGAUUCACCUCCUGCGGAAAAACGCAUUGUUUAUUUGCUUUGGUUUGGACGCUCAGGUUUGUAGCGAUGGAUCAGUAAAUAGGCGAAUGGUUUCUCCUCUGAUUCAAUCAUUUGGCACUGUGGUCUGAUCUGAAUUCUCGGACUAGACAACGACUACCCGAGGUGCACCUGACCAUCAACAAAAGACUCUGCGGAUUCAUAUUUAUCCAUGCAUGUCAUGUAAAUAUAUGGCUAAUUAUAUAUUUACAUAUUAUAUAGAGCCAUACAAAUCUUACACUGUUUUUUCCAGAUCGUGUCAUUUAAAGCUCGAGUCGUCCGAGUGCGCAGCCUCUCCGGCCCGCCUGCGCACAAACACCGCGGAUCUAAGCUGAAUCGGAUCGGAUCAGAUCGGUUUUGGAUGCCGUGGUAAAAGAAAUAAAGCGAGGCUGUGAAGGUGAAGAUGUGGCUACACCCGGAGGAGGUGUUGCUGGCCGGUGCGCUUUGGGUCACCGAGCGCGCAAACCCAUACUUCAUCCUGCAGAAGAGGAAAGGACAUGGAGAAGGAGGAGGAGGAUUAGCUGGUUUGUUGGUGGGGACUCUGGACGUCGUGCUGGACUCCAGUGCACGUGUGGCUCCGUACAGGAUCCUUUAUCAGACGCCUGACUCGCUGGUGUACUGGGCAAUCGCCCACGGGAGCUCCCGUAGAGAGAUCACUGAACACUGGGAGUGGCUGGAGCACAACCUCCUGCAGACGCUGUCUAUAUUCGAGAAUGAGAACGACAUCACUACCUUUGUCAAGGGCAAGAUUCAGGGUAUCAUUGCUGAAUACAACAAAAAUCAUGACAAUAAGGAGGACGACGACACGGACAAGUUCAAGGAAGCCACUGCUAAGUUUCGGAGGUUGUUCGGGAUGCCAGACGAGGAGAAGCUGGUGAACUACUACUCCUGCAGCUACUGGAAGGGUCGAGUCCCCAGGCAAGGCUGUCUCUACCUCAGCAUCAACCACCUCUGCUUUUACUCUUACCUGCUCGGCAAGGAGGCCAAGCUGUUGGUUCGCUGGGCUGACAUCACUCAACUGGAGAAGAACGCCACCCUGCUGCUGCCGGACAUGGUGCGAGUGAGUACUCGCUGCAACGAGCACGUCUUCUCCGUGUUCCUCAACAUCAACGAGACCUUUAAGCUUAUGGAGCAGCUAGCCAACAUCGCCAUGCGCCAGCUCCUGGACAACAAGGGCUUCGAGCAGGAUCGCUCACUGCCCAAACUCAAGAGGAAAUCGCCUAAGAAGGUGUCAGCCCUCAAGAGGGAUCUGGACGCCAGGGCUAAAAGUGAACGAUACCGCACGCUGUUCCGCCUGCCGAAAGACGAGAAGCUGGAUGGACACACAGACUGCACGCUGUGGACUCCUUUCAACAAGAUGCACAUCCUGGGCCAAAUGUUCGUCUCCACCAACUACAUCUGCUUCACCAGUAAAGAGGAGACCAUGUGCAGCCUCAUCAUCCCCCUCCGAGAGGUGACCAUUGUGGAGAAGGCAGACAGCUCUAAUGUGUUACCCAGCCCACUAUCAAUCAGCACCAAGAACCGAAUGACCUUCCUGUUCGCCAACCUGAAAGACCGCGACUUCCUGGUGCAGAGGAUCUCUGACUUCCUGCAGCAGACCUCCUCUAAGAUCUACUUCGAGCGAGAGAUCACAAGCAGCUUCACCAGCUCAGACGAUGAGGUGUACUCCCAGCACAGCAGUCUUCUCUCCUGCAGUCCACAACGCAGCAGUCUGGGCUCAGAGGGCGAGAGCGAGCGCCAGUUCAACCUCAACGACAACAGUGUUCCCACGGCAACACAGGCCCUCAUGACCAUGUACCGUCGUCGCUCGCCUGAGGAGUUCAAUCCCAAACUGGCUAAGGAGUUCCUGAAAGAGCAGGCCUGGAAGAAUCACUUUGCAGAAUACGGCCAGGGAGUGUGUAUGUACCGUACGGAGAAGACCAAAGAGCUGGUGCUUAAAGGCAUCCCAGAGAACAUGAGAGGAGACCUGUGGCUUCUGUUCUCUGGGGCGAUUAAUGAGAUGGCGACUCACCCUGGCUACUAUGAGGACUUGGUGGAAAAGUCGAUGGGGAAGUAUAAUUUAGCAACAGAAGAAAUCGAGCGCGACCUUCACCGCUCGCUACCCGAACACCCGGCCUUUCAGAACGAGAUUGGCAUCGCCGCACUGAGACGAGUUCUGACUGCAUACGCCUUCCGCAACCCCAACAUCGGCUACUGUCAGGCGAUGAACAUCGUGACGUCGGUUUUGCUGCUCUAUGCUAAAGAGGAGGAAGCUUUCUGGCUGCUGGUAGCACUGUGUGAAAGGAUGCUUCCAGACUACUAUAACACCAGAGUCGUGGGUGCGUUGGUGGAUCAGGGUGUGUUCGAGGAGUUGGCCCGUGUGCACGUUCCUCAGCUGUACGACUGCAUGCAGGAGCUGGGUGUGAUCUCCACCAUCUCUCUGUCCUGGUUCCUCACGCUCUUCCUGUCCGUCAUGCCGUUCGAGAGUGCCGUGGUGGUGGUUGACUGCUUCUUCUACGAGGGAAUUAAGCUCAUCUUUCAGCUGGCGCUGUCCGUGCUCGACGCCAACAUCCACCAGUUACUCAACUGCAAGGACGACGGAGAAGCCAUGACGGUACUCGGCAGGUAUCUAGACAGUGUUACCAAUAAGGACAGUACCCUUCCCCCAAUCCCACACCUGCACUCUCUCCUCACUGAUGAUGGAGAGCCUCAUCCCGAGGUGGACAUCUUUAAACUGGUCCGCAGCUCCUAUGAGAAAUUCGGCUCUAUUCGGGCGGACGUGAUCGAACAGAUGCGUUUCAAGCAGAGGCUGAGGGUCAUCCAGACUAUAGAGGACACGACUAAACGCAACGUGGUUCGAACUAUAGUAACAGAGACAGCGUUCAGCAUAGAUGAGCUGGAAGAGCUUUACUCAUUAUUUAAGGCCGAACACCUGACCAGCUGUUACUGGGGCGGCACGAGUAACCCGAUGGACCGUCAUGACCCGAGUCUGCCCUACCUGGAGCAGUACCGCAUGGACCUGGAACAGUUUAAGGGGCUGUUCUCGGUGCUCUUUCCCUGGGCCAGCGGUACACACACCGAUGGCCUGGCUGUCCGCUUCUUCCGCCUGCUCGACCAGAACGCAGACGCUCUCAUCAACUUCCGAGAGUUCAUUAACGGCCUCGGUGUCCUGUGCCACGGUGACCUGACUGAGAAACUAAAGCUCCUCUACAAGAUGCACAUACUGCCAGAUGUACAUCAUGAGCAGGAUGAGCCAGAUUCGGCUUUUGAGGCCACACAGUACUUCUUUGAGGACAUCACCCCUGAGACUUCCAACGGCCUCGUCUCUAAGAGCAGGAGCGAGAAAGAUGACGGAUUUGUCAGAGUCACGUUCAAGAAUGAAAAAGUGAAGAAAAUGCAGACGCCGGAUUAUCGUACGUACCUGCGCCUGUGGAACCAGGAGACAAAAUCUAAAACCGAGAACAUGAAGGAUCUCCCAAAACUCAACCAGGGUCAGUUCAUCGAGCUGUGUAAGACGCUGUAUAACAUGUUCAGCGAGGACGCUAAUGAGCAGGAGCUGUACCACGCCACAGCCACGGUGACCAGCCUGCUGCUGGAGAUGGGGGAGGUGGGAAAGCUCUUUUGCAGCCCCUCUAGCAAGGAGGAUGAUGCCGACGAUGAGGAGGAGGACGAAGACGAGGAGCGGGCCACCACCGUAAGAUGCAGGAAGCAGCAGAGGACUCGGGAGGAUUCGUUAAACCGCUCCGUUGAAGGCAAGAUUCCCAACACGGCGCCUAUGGAGGACAUCAAGCUGGACGAAUCACCCAAAGACACAGGUGCAUCUUCGGCCAUGCUCGUCUCAGAUGACGAGACCAAAGACGACACGUCCGUGUCCUCGUACUCGGUGCUGAGUGCCGGCUCACACGAGAUGGACGAGAAGCUUCAGUGUGAGGACAUUGCUGAGGACACGGUGCUGGUGCGCAGUGGUGCCGGAGGAGAGGGGAUCCCACACAGCGCCAGUAUCGAUAAGGACUGGGCCAUAACUUUUGAGCAGUUUCUGGCCUCUGUGCUCACUGAACAAGCUUUGGUGCGCUACUUUGAAAAACCUAUGGACACCGCGGCUCGCAUUGCGAACGCUAAGAACGUGCGUAAGGCGGGGCAGACGCACACGUCCGUCAGCGAUUAUGAGAUCUCGCUCUCGGGCUAAACUUCUGGAUGGACAGUCUUACAAUACUGACUGAUGUCCUCCGCGUUUACCUUUAAAGUUUACGUCAACGUUACAAACAUGCACAAAAUGAGACAGGCCACAAACUCAAAACUAGUUUUCAACACCAGAGAAAACGUUGCAAACCCAUGUCUUUUAAAAAAAAAAAAAAAAAAAAAAAAAAAAAAAUGCUACAAAAGGUCGAUCCGUAUUUCAAACUGAUCUCCAAUCCGUGUUUAAAGAUCUGCAUAUGUACACACACCGCCAUCAUCUCGACUACCUUUUUCUUAAUCUAUUUAAAUCCUGUAUAUUUCUCUGAGACACUGGAUAUUUUAGAAAGGAAACAAGUGGCUCUUGGCUGCGUAUUUUCGUUAAUGUGAAUUCACCCUGAAGAGUUUGAGAUUCUGGAUCAGAAGGACUGUGAAGGAUCUUCGCUUUUGAAACAGGAACGAACAGAUUCUCAUCUUUUUAAUCUGUAAAAAGCCAGGAAGGACUUGCAUACAUAUUAUAUGCUUGGUGUACUUUAUAUGGAGUAAUAAUGUUGCUAUUUAACAGUAUGUAAUACAGGUAGACUGUGUAUAGUCGUGUCAUGUCUACACUUAUAUCGAUCGCCUAUUCAGGGAGUGACCAGUCCUCGUCUUUGAGACGCGAAAGGAACUUGGUUAAGUCGACUUAAAGGAAUACGUCACUCAAAAAGUGCUGCUUUUGGGAUGCUGAACUGUUUGGGUUUGGCUAAGAGAAGCAUUUCUGAGUGACGCUGUUCCUUUAGCACGGUGAUUAUAUUUUGAAUGUAGGACACAUGUGAAGCCAUGAGACUGGAAGUGGAUGAAGAGAACAGAAAUGACCGGAUUCCCUGCUUUAAAGACGAAGCAUGACUGAUUCGUCUCCGAUUCAACUCUCUCCUGUCGGAAAUCACUACAUUAAUGCUUCCAGACAUCUACGGUCUAUGGCUGUGUCUCCUUAUUUUUGACCAAUAAUGCACUAGAUAGAGCGCCUAAGGCUUGAACAGUGCAAUAUGCGUUGAAGAGGAAGCAGUCUAGGAUUCAUCAUCUAUCCACUUUGCUGUCGGUCAUAGUUCUGUUUCUGGCACCUGCACUUUGAGUUCCUUUAAUUCUUCGCUGUAACCCAUGUAAUGAUGUACUGUAUUUUACCAUACCGAUCUCACUAACUCCUUUAUCUCAUACAUAACACACCACAUAACAACCUUUCUGAAGGUUUACAGUUUAUUUUCCUCCUUUCUUUCCUCACCAUCACACGCAUGUGGCAUGACGGUCCACUAUCACGUAUGCUUUUAUGUUUUGUUUUGUUUUGUUAAAUCAUUUUAAUGCUGCUGUUUUUAGUAGUUUCUCUGUGAACUGUUUUAAGUGUCCCGUAAAGAUUUGCUCCAAAUAAUUAAAAAGUACAAAAGAAUAUGUACUAUGCUACCUAUCGAAAA
Ictalurus punctatus (channel catfish) is the source of this 5652-nucleotide messenger RNA. RefSeq names its product TBC1 domain family, member 9 (with GRAM domain) (gene tbc1d9). The transcript has 22 exons. Bases 459 to 4220 code for a protein of 1253 amino acids. The record is from RefSeq and is a predicted model, not a curated record. Lineage: Eukaryota; Metazoa; Chordata; Actinopteri; Siluriformes; Ictaluridae. Gene Ontology annotation, molecular function: calcium ion binding.